Molecule: messenger RNA, 7158 nt
Organism: Coturnix japonica (Japanese quail)
Lineage: Eukaryota; Metazoa; Chordata; Aves; Galliformes; Phasianidae
Source: RefSeq, a predicted model, not a curated record
CGGCGUGAGGGGGACGGGAAGCGGGCGGAGCUGCGCGUUGCCUUGUGGCAUCCAUGUCUCCGUCAGGCCUUGCCGGCAUGUUCGUGCCUUGCGAUGGCGGCAGCCCCGAUUUCGAGGGUUUCACGCUGCUCAUGCCAGCAGUGUCGGUAGGAAACGUUGGCCAGCUGGCAGUAGAUCUGGUGAUCUCCACACUUCGCAUGCCUAAAGUGGGCUACUUCUACACCGACUGCCUGGUGCCGAUGGUGGGGAAUAAUCCUUAUGCAACAACAAAGGAGAACUCAAUGGAGCUGAGCAUAAACGCUGAAGUGUAUUCAUUGCCUUCGAAGAAGCUUGUAGUUCUGCAGAUCAGAUCACCUUUUAUAAAGGACAAAUACAAGCCAUUCUGUCAAACACUGCUUUCUUGGGUGGAAAGCAGCAAAUGUGCCAGAGUCAUUCUUCUGUCCAGCAGCCACGCAUACCAGCGCGAUGACGAACAGCUCCUUGGGACACCGCUGCGCUACCUGCUCACACCAGCUCUUGAGAAAGCAGUGAAAGGCCAAAUACAGGAGCUGAAAUGGAAAGAAAUGGAAAAAGUAGCAGCUUACCCUGGAAUAAGCGAUGCAGAAAAAGUUCUACAUAUUCCUGGAGGUGGCAUCACAAAAUUAUUGUUUACUGAGAGUUGUUCCAGAGGAAUCCACAUGGCGGUUCUUCUCAAAUUCUGCUCAGAAGGGGACAAUAUCCCUGACGCCUUUGGGCUGGUGAACUAUCUGAAUGAAUGGCUUCAGCUAAUUAAAAUCAGAAGAAAGUCUUUCAUGGCUGCUUCUCCAGAGUGGGAAAUACCAGAUCCUUCUGCACAAUGGAAAAUACCAAGUUCUUGGCGCCUGCUUUUUGGCAGCGGUCUCCCACCUGCGCUCUUCUGAUCUGCUUGGAUUUCUUCUGGACUGCAGAAACACCAGAACAAAAGCUUGCAAGGCAGACAAGCUUUCUCAGACUGAUUUGAGAAUGUAUUCAGUGCCCUGACAUAUAAAGAAAGUAACAUGCUGUCCUGAAAGCAAGCAGCCUGGUGCCUGUAUGUUAUAGGUGUAGUCUGAAAUACCAUUAUUUUGUUGGUUGUGUUUCAUGUUUGCAGUGGGACUUGUUGCAUUACUAAGCUACAUAUUUGGGUUUGAUCCUUUUAUUUCUUCUGACUCGUGGUCUUGUCAUUGUUUUGCUAGAAACGUGAAUGGAAGUACAACCCGUUUGGGGCCUUUGCAUAGAACUCAUCACAGUGGUAUUUCAUACCUGCAAACACUGUUCAUUCGACUCUUGUGUGGUUGGUUAGAAAAGGACCAAUAGCACAAAUGACCUGAAGGCUAGUCCUAAUGAAGGGUGACAGGCAAGUGGUGCUCGGGUAUCUACAGAAAGCUCAGCAAGCAGGGGAUGCUGGUAUCAAAUAGUCGCAGCAGUCAGGAUGCAUCGUGCUGUAUGCUGAGUGCUGUGUGGGAUGCAGCAUUUCAGCAGGAGCUGUCUCCAUCAUUUAACAGCCGUGACAGCUCAUAUCCCAAGCCUUACUUGUUCUGCUUUGAAGCAAGGAGAAACUGUGAUUAAAAAGCCUCUGUGUGCCUGCUGAGCAUGGCUCCAGCAGACGAUUUAAGCCUCCGAUUGGAAACCCAUUUCAUCUUUGUCUCAAGAAGCAGCCUGUCCUUUCUGCCUUCAUGUUUCACAGCAGAACUUGAGAGCACUGCGCAGAGAAGUGAGGCACGUGCUGGGACUUGCUGAGCCUGUGUCUUCACACUGCUGCUGUCACAGUACAGCCCAUCUGGUUGGGAACUCUCAGUUCCCUGUGCUCAGCGAGGCGGUCCCAAGACCCGCUGAGCUGAGAGGAUGGCGUUUAAAGCCCUGAAGAGCAGUUUGAGAAUCCAGUCACGGUGGGACAAGGGCUGAAGUACGCUCAGGGCACACCAUGAAGUACAAGUUACUGCAUAUUGGACAGCGAUCAGAGAUAGUGGUGGGUGAGAGAAAGCAGCGUGAGCAUGUGCUGCCCAUCACUGUAUGUAUUAUGCCAACUCAACAGUUAAGAGAGGGCAAAAAAAAAAUGAAAAUGUAAAUCUCAAAAGGCACAAAGUGCUGAGCUGCAUCCAGAGAUGCAGACAAUGCUGCAAGCAGGGUCCGCUGCUCCAUUCUGCAGCAACAAGGUUUGCUACGGCAUAGGGCAGACGUCUGUCCUUCACUAGAAGUAGGCACAGCCACACAACUCAAAAUGAAGCUGAAUGUAGCUGUGACAAACCCAACGCUCGUGACUGUUUCCAGAUGGUGCUGAGCACUUACUUAGCUUUAGUAACUGCUUAAAGUACUCCCCUUGUUCAGCUACGUACUGAAGUUAAACACAACUUCAUCAUUAAGCCUCACACCCAAGUUAGGAUUUCAGGUUGUGUACUGUAGCAGAAAUACUGUCCCAUAUUCCCGUGCCUUCCAGUUUUCUUCUCCUUCUGCUUUCAGGGAGUUAAGGAUUUACACAAAAAUCCUAUGAAGUACAAAUCACAAGUAAAACACCCCCCGCACCACACAGUAGUUUAGACAUUCACAAAAUACAACUUUUCAGUGAAUGAGGGUUUAUCUGAAAGUACCAGAGCUCCCAUGAGCACAGAAUUGAGCUUAGCUCCCAUAACAGAAGGCACAGGGCUGGUAAUGCUGCUGAGUCCAUUAAACCAACUUCAGGCUGUUCCACAGUUCACCCCUUCCCACUCCAGCUGCUCAGAGCACUGAUAGAUCAUAGAUGUGAAGCGAAACACUACACGUAACACACACUGAUGGCACAAUACAAAACCCUUUAAUGAAAGGCUCCACCUGGGCACCUGGCCCUCAGCCCAUCCAUUGCAGGGAGGGGUGGGCAGUCAGACUCCCCCCUUCCCUGAAGGCAGAACAACAGAACACAUUCCCAAAGUUACUCCGAACAUUCUGUGUAUAUUUGGUAGCAAACAUAAGGAUUACCAAAUCAACCGGGCAGAUUAAUAAAAUAACGUUCUUAGUGGUGUAUUACAAAAGAAAUGUGCAGGAGUUCCUCCCAGCUGAGACUACAAUACUUAGCAUUCAUUAAGUAUUUGCAUAAAGCCCAUUCUAGCAAGAAUAUGUUGCAACGUUCCAGUUAAGACAGAAACACCGUGAGGUGAAACAUUUCUUCUAGCUCCAAAUAAGCUUUUAACAGUUGCUUCCUAACAUCAUUCGCACACAACAGCACGUUGUCCAUUUAAAAAAAUAUUUAAUGCUGCCAAAAUCGUAUAAAAAUACAAUAAGAGCGGCAGUACAAAACAAAAUAUUUCCUAAUUUAUUUCUCUUACAUUAAUACAGGCAUUAUAAAAACACAAGACGGCAAGUCGUUUUGUUUUGCAAAGUAGCAUGCUGGUGGUGUUCUUCGUCCCCUGGAUGCGGUUUACGCUGUAAACAGAUAACUGAGGUCCUCCUGGUACUUAACAGACCUCACUUUUGUUCCCGAAGAGGGGUUCAUGUCUCGCUUUGCAUGUCAAUAAUUUGCAGUUUAUAGCUGCAGAAUAUUCACAAGUCUUGGAGGCUUAGGUGUCAGUCAGUCUCGGCCUACGACAUACAACGCAAAAGAGAGUCACCGAUUCAGUACACAGUGCAAGGACAGAGAAAUCAGAACAGACAACGGGUUGGCACCUCGCUACAGAACACAAACGGCUUCUCCUACAUGCAUUGAAGUGACUACUGAGCACUGCUUGGCUGCGGAAAGCACUCUUGGGAACCUGUUGCACUUUGGCACGUACUCGCUGGAGAGCUCCAAGUACAGGUCAGCCCAGCCAGCCACUUACACACGCACUCAGCCACAAGUGCUGCAGAAGUCGUCUUUGACCUGAGUGGGACUACACAAGGCUGCAGCUCAGCACACUCGCCACCUGUGGCCAAUCCUGGCAUGGAAGUAAGUUUUUAGGCCCUGUUGGAACGUCUUCCUCAGUCCAUGAGGUGCGUUGCUCUUAGGAACAAAGGCUACACUGCAAGGAACGCACAGAGCCCGCAGUACUACAAAGCCAGUGUGCUACAAGCAAAACGCUUCUACAUUCUGCAAGCACUCUGCUGAUGCACACAGCAGGUUUCUUCUGUUCAAUUAAAAUACAUAAAGUCAUCCCGGCUACUUAUCCAAUUUAAAUAACGACUCAGACAGAAAUACAAUUUUGAACACUGUUUUAUUUUUUCAUACAUAAAAAUGAAAGACUGACCUAAACCUUUGUGGUGUCAGGGUUAAGAACCCAGGAAGACUUAUCGUGUGUUAUGGCAACUUUGCAAACUCCAUCCUGCGACCUAAGCCACUUGGCCAUGCAGAAGACUUCCUCUUUUGCCACUAAUUUAAGUCUCUCGUGCAGUCAUCAAGUGUGUCAGGUGAAAGCAUAAUGCCAACAGCAAGCUAAAUAACUGAGUUUACAUUCAUUGAACUUAAAGCUCACCAGGCUGCUCGUGGCCAACACAAUCCAACACACGCACGUGUGUAUACACUUAUACUUCUUCCCUGCGUGGUGGAAUAUCAACCGAUGCAAGUAAACCAUUUCAGUCAAGACCUAACAAAACUAUCCAGGUUUCACUUGCAGUAUUUACAUAAAAUAAAUCUGAUUUCUUUUUUUUUCCCCCCAGAAUUCUGUUUCGCAAUGAAUUCAAUUUUAAUACGUUUCAAGAGAAAUAGAGCUGUACCGCGACACUACAUGGACUGCCCUGCACGAAGGAUAAAAUCAAACAGAAGACUUAGCGACUAAUUCCAAACUGCUUGCAACUCCAAACCCACUUGCAACGGAGGUACAAACAUUUGUUAGUGGUGUUUUCAUAGAAAACAUGGAUGAUCUGUAUGAAGCUUUCACGUGAGAGUCAAACACCGUGUUACCAAAUUCACACCUCAAGCAUUUUGACCAACCUAUUGCCAAUCCAGGGAAAAGCCCAAUGCAGUAACACUUCAAAGUGCAAAAGCCCCUCAGAAGUGCCAUAGAAACAGCCAACAAAUUGCCAGGAAUCAGGGGAGUGGGGAGGCAGAAAGCAUCUUUCUGCCUCUAUCUUUAAGCAUUUCCUUAGACAAAAGGCCCAGUAUUGAUAAUCUUCAUUCUGGCCCACAUUUAUUCUUGUUUAACAUCCAACUGCUCUCUAUUUUAAUCCCACAGAAGAACUAAAUAUCACACGGGCUCAGUUUGCAGUCAAACACUGCAAGCCUCCACAAGUUCUGUUGCAGGCUUUUGUCUCAAGCCCAAAUGUGAUGCUGAGGGACCGGAAAGAAGAGUUUUAUCCAAAGUGACUCCUAGGAGAUCUAAUCCUCAUUUCCCUCCCACUCCCACAGAAAACUCACUGUUCAAACUGUUUUGUCCAAGACUCGCACUGGUUGAUAACUCUUAAUCUGAGGAGACUCAGAUCUUUCAGAUACGUACAAGGAUGUAACUGAACAGAUUUCUACCUAUUAUCACUUGAAGAUACUCCUUCUUCUCUACUGCAUGAGAAGGAACUGCGACAUGACAGGAGGUGGCUCCCUGCUGCCCUGCCCCACGGCCCCCUCCCAGCAAAGAGGGCCUCCUUAGCAGCUACACAACAAAAAGCCAAAGUGUAGAAGCUGGAAUCAGGAAGAACUGCAUUGAGAACCUGCCAAGACCCAAGCAGAGUUCAGCAUCUGGAGGACGCUGGCAGACCAGAAAAACUCAUCUAAAGCAAACACAAAGGUGGUAAAUGACAGUGUUUUCACUGAAGGUUUUGCCUUGCACUUUUUCCUUAGCUGCUUUUAGGUAUUUUGAAUUAAGUUUGGAAUAUUUCUUUAUUAUAAAAAUACUUAAUUACAUUCAACGUGGUUUUCUAAAGCCAAGAAAUAUUUAGUAAGGCACAUCAAUUUACACGGCGUAUCAGUUACAGCCGAUACUUCAUAAAUCCUCAAUUCCCAAUUAAAGGAAAAAAGAACAGAACCUUCCAUGCCGCUUGCUGGCUAAGUUACCGCAGCUGGCAAAAUGAUGAAUGCCUUAAAAUACAGGAGCUGCCUUCCCAUACUGUGCCACAGCCACUGGCACAUUGCUCUGCUGUUAGAGCUGCACAGCAGGUCAGCAGUGCCAUAGGAUGAAUUAUCUUUGUUCCACUGACACAACAUUUCCCAAAUACACAACUGCACGUUCCAAGGAACUACACUUGUUUUCCUUAUCUGGACGCUUCAGCAUUUGCUUACUAUUUAAACAGCGUAGCUCAAAAUAAUAAUAUUUACUAUUGUGAAAUGAGAGUUUCAAAGAGUCCGCACAACUCAGCCUCGCGUAUUUACGUCAGCCUGUUUGGGCCCCACGCCUGGCACAUUAAUGCUGAGCUCUGACUUGCUGGAAAGCUGUCAGCUCCUCUGGAAGAAGAGCAGAUUUUUCAGCAAUCAAUCCAAAAAGUGCUUUAUGAACGAACAACAAAAAAGCCUCAAUAAGGUCUCCCAGGAGGACACACCCAGGCAGAAAACAAUCAAGCCAGAACAGCGGAGAAAGUCAACACAACUUCUCUGAAGUCAUCCAACAAGUCAAUACUUGAAUAAAUAAAUCCAGGAUUCAAAGUGCUGUCUAACACUACAAAAUAAUAAGUUUCAACUUCAGCCACCACAAUAUAAGCUCUGUAUUUCAAGAGAACUGAAAGGACAGCGAGUGAUCUGCGUUUGGUUGCUGUUCAGCAAGAGCUGUUAUCGUCUGAGUCACGGAAAGGGACUGCUCAAUAUUAAAGUGCCUACAGGACGGGGAUUCCCAAAACACCCCACCACCGAGUGUUUUACUCUCACGCCUCUCAAAUACAGCAACAGGCAACCUGAAGAGCAAUUCCACACCUUGUGAAAUUCUCAAAGUGGCUAACAACUGAAAACAGUGGCUACACAGAACGCUACCAGCAUUUGUUUCCUAUCCAGACCACACUUGGAAGACAAACUAGUUUCCUUUGAGGUGCUUUCUACGUAUAUUACUGAUAAACUGAUUUUAUUCUUUAUAGCAAUUAAUCUGUAGACACACAGAACAUCAUGUUUCACAUUUAAUGGAAUGUCAGAACUUUAACAAAGUUGGCCUUCAAACAGUAGCUGAAGUCUGGAUACAUUGAUCAGUCCAACAGUAUGCUUUUCAGUGGGGGCUAAGUUCUCCAAAGCCUUAAAAAAUUCAAAUUCCCAAGCCGUAUUUAAAUAACAAAAACUACAAAAAAUAAAUAAGGAAUGCAAAGUAA